AUGGCCGGCCAGGGGAUACGGCGAAAGCCCUCCGUUCGGAUCCUGGGAGCCUACAUAGGUCAGGACGGCAAAGGCACCACGUGGGUGACGAAAGUCGCCUUGCAGUGCAGAUCCCUCCUCCGCCUCAUCCGUAGAAUCACACACCUUCAGCAGGCGGAGCAACUCGAGAAACUCAAUCGCGAAGCCAUCUGCAUUGUUACCGGACUGCCUAAACAUACGCCCCUCCGGGAGCUGUACGCACACGGCCGCAUGAAUCUCCAGUCGGAACUCGCCAAACAGGCGCUCCUCGCCCAGAGAGACCGCCUCAGCAGCUCGACAGCUGGGCUUUCCAUAUGGGAAGAGCUUCGCGUGCCUCCCAGUCUGGACGUCCGCCCGGCGGACGCGUACUCGCCCCCUCACGAAUGCACCGAUGACUUUUUCAAGAUUGUGGACAAGACGGAACGAGAAAGGGGAGAUGUCGAAAUAAGCCUGCCCUUCUGCCGGCUUUCCAUAGAUGUCCUAUUGCGUUACCUUAUAGGGGCCCGGACGAACGUCCAGGUGGUUUCCGAAGAGACCGAGUACUUCGUAAAAUUUGUCCGAGCUGCUCUUGCCCGGUCUCCUUACAGCUGGGUUUUGAUUUUCAACGCAAUUCCAAUAUGGAAUAGUAUGAAAAAGUUGAUAUUCUUCGUGCGAGAAUGCUUUCACGUGCAGCCUCAAACCAGAGUUCAUAAAUACAUCGCUGAGCUAGUCCGCCUACGUCGAGCAAAAGGAUGGACAGGGAAUGAAGAUUUGGUUCAGUUAUUGUUCAAUGCGGAAGAAAAAUACGGCGGAGAAGUCAAGCCAAGUGGAACGAGACAUUCCACUGACAGCGGCCACUCGACAAAUUCGAACAUUCCACGUAGGGGGAUCACACCGUUUGCAACAGUAGCCAAUGCCGAACUCUUCGUCAUUGCAGGCCUUGAGGUGGUUACUUCGGCACUCACGUUCACCACGUACCUUUUGGCAAAGCAUCAAGACGUCCAAGACAAAGUGAGGGCGGAAGUAAAACUUCUCCUGGAGAAAGCUGGAAAUAUCAACUACGACAACAUCUUCAGCCUGCAGUACCUGAAUCAAGUCAUUUCGGAAUCGCUAAGGUUCUAUCCCCCACUUCCAGGGCUCGUCACCCGAAGAUGCCAGAAGAACUUUGAAUUCAAUGGGCUUCGCAUUCCGAAGGGCUCGCACAUUCAAGUUCCCGUGAAAAUGAUGCACUAUGAUCCAAGGUACUGGGUCAACCCCGAAGAGUUCAACCCUGACAGGUUCCGGCCGGAAAACAAGUCGACGAUCGAGCCAAUGGCGUACCUCCCUUUCGGCAUCGGACCUCGGAACUGCCCAGCGUCUCGGUUGGCCGAGCUAGAGCUCGCGUUAAUCAUGGCCAAGACUGUGGUCAAGUACAAGUUGCAUCUCAGCGACGACCCCGAAAAAAGGACCCUCAAGUACGUCUCACAAGUGGUUCUUGCAUUCAGCGAUGGUGGAUGUUGGAUCAGAAUGGAGAAAAUAUGAAAACAUUGCCGUGGAAA
Messenger RNA from Ixodes scapularis (black-legged tick), 1535 nucleotides. Its product is annotated as lithocholate 6-beta-hydroxylase-like. Gene Ontology annotation, molecular function: monooxygenase activity; heme binding; oxidoreductase activity, acting on paired donors, with incorporation or reduction of molecular oxygen. The record is from RefSeq and is a predicted model, not a curated record. NCBI's taxonomy places the organism in Eukaryota, Metazoa, Arthropoda, Arachnida, Ixodida, Ixodidae. Bases 1 to 1518 code for a protein of 505 amino acids. The transcript has 11 exons.